This is a messenger RNA of Saccostrea cuccullata (small rock oyster), 4365 nucleotides long. RefSeq names its product innexin unc-9-like. The coding region runs from base 558 to 1781 and encodes 407 amino acids. Lineage: Eukaryota; Metazoa; Mollusca; Bivalvia; Ostreida; Ostreidae. The transcript has 3 exons. The record is from RefSeq and is a predicted model, not a curated record.
ACUGUGUCUUGCUAAUCGUUACCAGUUAUAAUCUGAAUAAUGAAUGACUGUAGAGUGUAACUCUGAUUAGUGCAAACAGAUAUUAUUCCGGGUCAACAUAACGCGACCGCUUCCGGAUAAAAAUUACUAUAAUUGACGUCUUGCAUUUGAAACUCAUGGAAUUUUGUGGGAUUGAAUGAAAAAAGUGGGCUCGGGUAUAAGGUUUUGCCUUUUAGUUAUUUUAAGUGUCUUCAAAUGUCUGAGAGUAAAAGGAACUAUGGCUAUACUUGAAUGAAAGGCGUGAAUGUAUCUUCCACUCGGAUGUUUGUGAGCAGUACCCAUUGUAAGGUGAUUUUCCAAAGCAGCUGUCGCCGCAAAAGCAACGCGCGUGCAUUUUUGCAAGGAUAACUAGUUCAACACGUGUUGGCUUUUUUUUAACAGCGAGAACAGAAAAAAACAAUAUUAUUAUCCUUGGAAUAUAGAUUUCUGAUUUGAUAUAUUAUAAUAAUGGACUAUACCUGAAGGAUUUAGUAUGUUUCUGGUGUGGGUGACGUUUGAUUCAGACAAGGGUCAAAAGGAUGGACAGUAUUAUUGGGUCGGUUGGUCGAGUAGCCAAUGUCAAGGUUCGGAAUGACGACGAUCUGGUAGACCGCCUCAAUCAUUUCUACACCACCGGCAUUCUCAUCAUAUUCACCGUGGUGGUCAGUGCCCGCCAGUACGUCGGUGAUCCCAUCCGGUGCUGGUGCCCGGCGGAAUUCCCGGGUACACACGUGGACUACACGAACAAUAUAUGUUGGAUCUCUAACACUUAUUACAUACCAUUAGACGAGAUGGUGCCGCCACAACAUCAAAUACAUUUGCGAAGAGAAAAAGAGUUGAACUACUAUCAAUGGGUUCCGGUUAUGUUACUUGUGCAGGCACUCAUGUUUUAUAUUCCCUGUAUUAUUUGGCGGAUUUUAAAUGGCCAGUCGGGAAUAAAUGUGGACAGAAUCGUCAGUCUUGGUAGCAAUGCCCAGUUUGAAAGUCCGGAGAAUCGAGCUCGGACUAUAAAAUAUCUUGUGAGACACGUUGAUAGAUGUCUUUCAAAUCAACGAGAUACACGAGGAACCUGUUGCGUGCAACUACGACAUAUUUUGUCCACAAAACUAUCUAUACUGUGUGGUCGACGCUAUGGAAACUUUCUCAUGGCAACAUAUUUCCUCAUGAAAGUUUUGUAUAUUGCUAAUGCCAUUGGGCAGUUGUUCUUGCUCAAUGAGUUCUUAGGAACAGAUUACAAUGUCUAUGGAUUCCAAGUUUUAGACGAAUUAGUUAAUGGAAAAGAGUGGUCUGGUUCUCACCGAUUUCCAAGAGUGACUCUCUGUGAUUUCCAGAUUCGCCAAGUGACCAAUUUACAACAGUAUACGGUGCAGUGUGUUCUGCCAAUUAAUCUCUUUAACGAAAAAAUAUACAUUUUUAUGUGGUUUUGGCUUGUUUUUGUAUGCAUAUUUUCUUGCUACAGUUUAACUAAUUGGAUGUGGCACAUGGUUGUUCCAGCGACGAGAAUUCAUUAUGUGCGAAAAUUUUUGAAGUUGAUGGAACGGUUAGGUACUGGACCGGACCGAAAACUCGCGACACGGUUUGUACUGGAUUAUUUGCGACAUGAUGGAGUGUUCACGCUAAAAUUAAUCGGAAAGAAUUCAAGUGACAUAGUGGUGGCGGAAAUCAUUGCAGAGUUAUGGGACAUGUAUCGCAGCAAAAAAUGCAUCCAAAUAAGGACUAAUAACCAAAAUUCUGGCCACGAAACGGAAGAGGCGGAUGUAUGACUAAGCAACGGUAGGAUACCACGUGGUUUAAAUGAACAGUUGGAAGAAAAGGAAACGGAAGAUGACGUCACCCAAGUGUAAAAGGAGUUCUUGUGGGAAUAGAGUAGUUAUGGUUAGAUCGACCUUAAUCGCAUUCGGGCGUCAACGACUCGUCCUGACGAUGUAAAUGAACUUUUGCAACAACUAAACCAGCAUUUCUAGUCCUUCGAUUGCAUUGAUACAAUAAUUCCCUGUUUACACACAAGAGAUAACAAAAGACAAAAAUAUAGAAACAUGUAGUAGAAGAAAUGAAAUGUUUAAAAGAUCUAAGGAUAUGGGGAGGAGAAUUUUUAAAAUACGAGAAAAUGCUCAAAAUCUAAAAUAUCAUUCGAAAAUGUUCAAUGAAAAUUUUAUAAAUUCAUAAGAAUUCAAAGCUUUUUUUAGACGUCCACGAUCGACAUUUGCACAAUGUCUUCCUUAAGCACACAGUUGAAGAUCUACACCUUCUAUGCAUUUGUCGCGUUGCCUUCACUAAAUAAAGUAGCUCAGGAAGACCCGGACGAAAUCUUUGCAAAGAAUCUCCUUCUAAACAAACAUGGUGACUACAGAGCACAGAUCAUUCCAAUGUAGGAGAAAGGUUUAGUGUAAAAUUAACAAAAAUAAAGACAUGAAUUUCAUAUGGGAGGCGUGCCAAAAUCUUCAUUAAGGCCUUAAACUGUAAACUGAUUCAUAUGCAAUCAAAUUAUUUGCACAGACGUGAAAAAAAUCUCCUAGGAGGUUCCUGUACAUGUUUGAAAUCCACCACGUGACCAUAAAAAGCACAACAUCCAAAGUUUGAACCAAAUAUGACAAAACUCUAAAGGUGCUAUUACAUUGCUUUUUGCCAUUUUUCAUCAAGUGUUUAAGAGGUGUUCGUAAUAUUUUUCAUUCUUUUAAUGAAAGCAAAGCUUUUUGUCAGUCAUGUUUCAUUUUCCUCCAUACAUUUUCGCCUGAGUCAUGCAAGAGAGAUAAAGCCCUAUAUUGACUCAUAGUAUGUUCGUAAUUUUUAUUUCCGAGAUGUUGACUUUUGUAUUAUAAGACAGAUUUUUAUCAGAACUAGUUUUCACAGUGUAAUUUUUUCAAUUGAUUUUUAAAACUAAUGAUCUUUUAUGUGAUAUGAAUUCGUUUAUAAUAUCAAAGAUCUCCAAUGGUUUGCUACCUGUAUUUUUGUUUCCAUUUUGAAGAGAAGUAUUGUCGAAAGAGAGCAUCAAAAGCCUGAUGUAGUAUGUAAAAAUUAACAUUUCAAUGUCUUGACAAAUCAAGUCUCUGUCGUUAAUUACAAAAUAAUAUUUUCCACUGUAUUUUGAAAUUUUCAAAGAUUAUGAUAAGCCCUUCAGCAUAAGGUAAAACAAAAUAAGUUAUACAUGUAGUUAUGUAAUCUUUGGAGUUUCUUACCGUUAUCUGAUGCCUUUAGUUUUAGAGAAUAUGAUCGCCUUGUUUAUUACAAGAAUUUUUUCUUAUUACAUGUUUUUUGAAAUUUUUGUCCUUUAUUGUGGCACUGGAUACAAUUUGAAGAAAUCUCUUUCAUCGAUAGUACAUGAGUAUGACAGUCUGACAAAAAACUUAAAUUUUGAUGAAUGGUGUUAUAGGGAUAGAUCUGUUAUGUUAUAGAGAAAACUAUUAUCUAACAUGUCUAAAACAGUAGAGUUUUAGGAGUUCUUGGUUACAGACAUGUAUUUUAAACCGCCCUUUUUCAUUUUCUGCAUUCAGUCUCAUUUCCUUUUUAACCCUAAUGAUUGUAAUUUCCUCUAAGAAAAAUAAUUCAAAGGAUUUAUUUGGUCGUUUGAAAAUUGGGAAAUAAAUGUUUGAUCCCUGAACACAGUGAAAAAUUAAACUAUAAUGGGAAAUUUAAAAACUGUUACUCUUUUCCAAACUGACAUAUUAAAAAUUGAAGGUGAAUGAAGUCAAGUCACAAUAUGUAAAUAAUCUUCUGUGAUGAAUAGUAUUUUUGAAUGUGAUAUUGAUCCUUUCAUGUUUGGCUACAAUUAACAUAACGUUAUGUGUGUAGUUGUUAUUUUACACAAAAUUUUGAAGUAGAUUGUAAAUUAGCUGUAACAGCUUUCACGUCUGGUAACAGAAAAUUUAUCAUCUUAGAAUAAAUAAAUGUAUGGUAUUGCUCUUAUUCAAAUCUAAUUAGAUCUGGACAAAUGUUCAUCUGAAUCCAUUAUACGGCCUUUCUCUAUUCGAUGACUUGCUAUAUUAUCGUUGUUGUAUUUUAUGUCACUUAAAGGUUCACUAUUAUUUGUAAUAACAAAGACAACAGAUGCUGCAUGUGUAGUGUCACGUUGUCUGUAGUACUGUUUGUUGAAAUCACAUUGAAACUUCUUUCCAAAUAAUUACGAAGUAAAUAUUUCACUUUACACUGUGUAUAAACAAAAGAAAGUAUUAAUUUUUCAUUACAAGAAAUACAAAUUAUAUAAAUGCAGGAAGACGUUAAUUAAAUCUCUCAUUAAUUAUAUUUGUGCAAAUAAUUAACCCAUGUCCGGUGAUAUAGAACUCUGAGGAACAACUACAUCUUAAUCAUACUGAUCACACAAUUUAAUAAAUUAUUCAUCUGAUAAUUGUU